AAGGUAACAUAUAUGUUUGAUGAAUCGUCAGCUCUAAGCAUCAUCGAUGAUACAAAGCCCUUGACUGCUAUCAUCUCUGAGACUGAAAAUAAUGGCAGCUACAUUUUGUACGAGAUCAAAGUACACCGGGGAGCAAACUGUGAUGUCACGUGGAGCGUACAACAUAGGUACAGCGACUUUGCUGCUCUCAAUUCCACCUUGCAGGGUUGGGGAGUAGGUGAUCUUCCUUUUCCGAAGAAGAAGAUAUUUGGUAACUUGGACCGAGGAUUCGUAGAGGAUAGGAAGAAGGCUCUGCAGGUUUAUCUGGACGUAGUACUGCAGAAUACCUUACUAUCUGGUACACUUGACGUAAAGAAAUUUCUAGAUCCUUCUCACUACGACGAUAACUUUGAAGAGGAAGCGUUGCGUCAAACCAGUAUGCUGCUGAGGGCUGAACCUCACUGGAAGAUGAUUGAGCCUCUGAAGAACAUAGGACACAGGAUCAAGCGGAGCUUCUUUUUAGUUAACUGCGAAACAGAAGUGGUGGGCAAACAGAUCCUUAGUUGGACGGAGAUAGGCCCUUACUACAGUUUUAGCGGAAAAGAAAUGUCCUCUCUCACUAAACUGCUGACGACUGUUCAACAUCCCUAUAUCACACCUGUGACGAUGGCAGCGUUUAACCAGAGUGGAGUUCAUGUUUCACGGCCGUUUCACACAGCCGGUUCUCUCAGAGACAUCCUCUGCGCUGCUAAACCCAAAUCACCGUUCUUCAAGAAAUAUAUGGGCCAAAGAACUAUUCUACCGGAAAAUGAGAUUGCUGUAGCUGGCAGAAAUCUUCUGGAAGCUCUUGUAUUCUUACAGGACCGAGGUUUGCCUUACGGACACCUUCAUUCAGGAAACAUUAUGGUCGACACUACUUCAAACGGUAACAUCUACAAGUUAUCAGACAUCGAGAAUUUCUUGCUUGGUCUGCCGAGCAGACAUCGGAAUUUGCACGUGCAACACGGAGGAAUCAAGACAACGUUGGACGCUGACGUUUAUAAUUUCGGGCUGGUUUUAUACGAAAUGUCGACUGGAACUGUACAACAAACCCCGACUACAGACAUGAUUCCAGCCACCAUCCCGCCUGCUAUACGAACUAUACUGGAGAGUAUUCUGUCUACCUCGGCCCAGCGAGAUGGUAUCCCAACUCUGGACGACCUCAUUGCGGAUAUAUUUUUCACCCCAACAACAUCCUCGACCCACGUUCAACCAGUCCUGAAGCUCUCCAACAAACACAAACAAGCUAUCUCUAUAGCAACGACCUGCUACGAAACUGCUCUGACCAAUGAUCAUAAAUCGGUAAAUCAGCUGAGACAGAAGACGAAAGCACUUCAGCGUAGCAUGACAGACGAAAAGAAGAAGAGAAGGAAGCGGCCCACGCGGGAGAAUUCUAUGAACAAGGAUAGAAACCAAGUCACAGCGGCACCACCGCCAGCCGCCCCAAAUGCACCAACUGCCCCGGCGGCGCCGCCUGCUCCGACUGCACCCAAAGCACCACCAGCCCCGGCCGCCCCCUCCGCUCCAGCCUCAACUCCUGUAACCCCUCUACCAAAUGGUGGAAGUGGAAAAUCAGCGCUGUUGAGUUCAAUACAAGGGUUCGGUUCUGGUAAACUAAAGAAAACUGAGACAAAUGAUAGAUCUUCUCCAAAAGUCUGAUUAAAAACUGACUGGUGCCACUGAUCUCAAAUGUACCCAAGAAAGUUUCGAACACUUUUGCCUUUGCACUGAUAUCUACUCGACUUAACUUUAAACUAAUAUCUUUGAAUUCAGUACCAGUUUUUGUUCAUACCGUUUUUAAACUAUAAGCGCAAUUAUACGCUGCUCCUACAAUAACCUAUUCGGCAUUACCGAUUUAUAACUAUAAGUGUUUGUAUUUCAAAGUGUAUACGUUAUGAAAGUUCAACUCAGCUUAAGCCUUAAA
Molecule: messenger RNA, 1942 nt
Organism: Bolinopsis microptera
Lineage: Eukaryota; Metazoa; Ctenophora; Tentaculata; Lobata; Bolinopsidae
Product: PX domain-containing protein kinase-like protein
Exons: 16
Coding region: 13-1677 (554 amino acids)
Biological process (GO): negative regulation of ATP-dependent activity; protein phosphorylation; negative regulation of monoatomic ion transport
Cellular component (GO): plasma membrane
Molecular function (GO): actin binding; protein kinase activity; phosphatidylinositol binding
Source: RefSeq, a predicted model, not a curated record